GCAGUGCAUUAUGUCAGAGGAAAACAAAUCGGAAAUAACGCCGCUGACGGACGGAAGUUUGCAUGUUCAAGAUGGCGCUGGACGGGAUCGAGCAAAUGGAUAUUGAGGACAGUAAAGGAGGCACUGGUCUCCGACAGUAUUACCUGUCUAAAAUUGAGGAGCUUCAGUUGACAGUGAAUGAUAAAAGCCAAAAUCUCAGACGUCUGCAGGCUCAAAGGAACGAGUUAAAUGCUAAGGUGCGCCUCCUGCGUGAAGAGCUUCAGUUGCUGCAGGAGCAGGGGUCUUAUGUAGGAGAGGUGGUGAGAGCCAUGGACAAGAAGAAAGUGCUGGUCAAGGUGCAUCCUGAAGGAAAGUUUGUAGUGGAUGUGGAUAAGAACAUUGAUAUAAAUGAUGUAACUCCCAAUUGCCGUGUAGCACUUCGAAAUGACAGUUACACACUUCACAAAAUCCUGCCAAACAAAGUUGACCCGCUCGUCUCACUGAUGAUGGUGGAAAAAGUGCCAGAUUCAACGUACGAGAUGAUUGGAGGGCUGGACAAACAGAUCAAAGAGAUCAAGGAAGUGAUUGAGCUUCCAGUCAAGCACCCAGAAUUGUUUGAGGCUCUAGGAAUUGCGCAGCCUAAGGGUGUGCUGCUGUAUGGACCUCCUGGAACUGGAAAGACCCUGUUAGCCAGAGCUGUGGCCCAUCACACUGACUGCACCUUCAUCAGGGUGUCUGGGUCAGAGCUGGUGCAGAAAUUCAUAGGAGAAGGAGCUCGUAUGGUGCGUGAGCUGUUCGUCAUGGCCAGGGAACAUGCGCCCUCCAUCAUCUUCAUGGAUGAGAUCGACUCCAUCGGCUCGUCUCGGCUGGAGGGUGGAUCAGGAGGAGACAGUGAGGUGCAGAGAACUAUGCUGGAGCUCCUCAACCAGCUGGAUGGGUUUGAGGCCACCAAGAACAUCAAGGUUAUCAUGGCAACAAACCGUAUCGACAUUCUAGACUCUGCACUUCUUCGACCAGGCCGCAUUGACAGGAAGAUUGAAUUUCCCCCUCCCAAUGAAGAGGCUCGUUUGGAUAUUCUGAAGAUUCACUCCCGUAAGAUGAACCUGACGCGUGGUAUUAACCUGCGCAAGAUUGCCGAGCUGAUGCCAGGAGCGUCUGGUGCUGAGGUCAAGGGUGUCUGCACAGAGGCAGGGAUGUAUGCUCUGAGAGAGAGGCGAGUCCACGUUACCCAAGAAGAUUUUGAAAUGGCAGUAGCAAAGGUGAUGCAGAAAGACAGUGAGAAAAACAUGUCCAUCAAGAAGCUCUGGAAGUAAACAUUAGACUAUGUAAUGUGCACUUUUUUUGUGUCUUUAAGUUGCUUCAUCACCCAAAUGUAUUCAAAAUAAAUUGUUUCUCAAUUAGCAUGAUCUGUUUUUCUUUCCACUUGUUAAAAAAACUGCACUUAGAAAUGCACUUACAUUGACAAAAGUUGAUUGUCACAUAGACCUUCACUGUAACGGCUUAAAUGAUUUUUUGAAGACAAAGGCCAAAGAAGAA
This is a messenger RNA of Sinocyclocheilus rhinocerous, 1515 nucleotides long. Its product is annotated as 26S protease regulatory subunit 8. The record is from RefSeq and is a predicted model, not a curated record. The coding region runs from base 63 to 1292 and encodes 409 amino acids. The transcript is spliced from 12 exons. Gene Ontology annotation, molecular function: ATP hydrolysis activity; ATP binding. NCBI's taxonomy places the organism in Eukaryota, Metazoa, Chordata, Actinopteri, Cypriniformes, Cyprinidae.